Gambusia affinis (western mosquitofish) is the source of this 3603-nucleotide messenger RNA. It is a transcript of the gene fem1b, whose product is annotated as fem-1 homolog b. Bases 638 to 2413 code for a protein of 591 amino acids. Gene Ontology annotation, molecular function: protein binding. Lineage: Eukaryota; Metazoa; Chordata; Actinopteri; Cyprinodontiformes; Poeciliidae. The record is from RefSeq and is a predicted model, not a curated record. The transcript has 2 exons.
CCUCCUUCCUCUCGGAACAAUCAACGGUAGAAAACCGUUCCUGUCGGACCUAUUUUUGCGUCGAACUCUUACUUCCGGCAGAUCACUUAGUCGCAAAGGUGAAAGUAGCAGUUUUACUUGUUUAAUUUUUUCUCCUUGUUUAAAUUUUCUGACUGACACCGCAGGGCAUGGAUCCUCUGGGAGUGCAGAACUCGGGAACUAACUUUAAACAACCAAAGCCCUAUCCUGGACGGGUUUUUAAGCAGUUGGCUAUUAUUAAACAGAGGAGCUAACCGGUUGGCUAGCAAUUAAAGACACUCGUUGCCUAGAAUCACCAACCCUGUGGCGGUUCGCUCUCUGUGGGCUACUUAAGUUUUAGAAUCUUUACUAAGUAAACGUCUCUCUGUAAAGAAGGAGCAAGCAAUUCCAUGUGGUCGCAUUGGUUUAUUAUGAUAUUUUAAUGGGAGGCGGCUUCCUUUGGAGGACUUCACACCAGGGGCGCGAGCUGAGAAGAGGAAGGCGAACUUCGCUGUCUGUUGGGCUCCCAUGGAGUCUUUGGCCGGCUACGUUUAUAAGGCAGCCAGCGAGGGUCGGGUCCUGACACUGGCCGCACUUCUACUCAACCACUCUGAGGUGGAGAUUCGGUUCCUCCUGAGCUAUGUGUCUCAUCUGGCCGGCCAAAGGUCCACUCCUCUUAUCAUCGCAGCACGGAACGGACACGACAAUGUGGUGCGUCUUCUCCUGGACCACUACAGAGUGGACACGGAACAGACCGGCACCGUCCGGUUCGACGGGUAGCUACAUCAUUGAUGGGGCCACAGCGCUGUGGUGUGCAGCCGGAGCCGGACACUUUGUGGUGGUUCACCUCCUGGUGAGCCAUGGCGCUAACGUCAACCACACAACCAUUACCAACUCCACGCCCCUCCGGGCUGCCUGCUUUGAUGGCCGACUGGACAUCGUCCGGUACCUGGUGGAACACAACGCCGACAUCAGCAUCACCAACAAGUUCAACAACACCUGCUUGAUGAUCGCUUCCUACAGGGGCCAUGUGGACGUGGUUAAGUUCUUGUUGGAGCGGGGUGCCGAUGUCAAUGCCAAAGCUCACUGCGGGGCCACGGCCCUGCACUUCGCAGCAGAGGCAGGCCAUCUAGAAAUUGUGAAAGCGCUGAUGGACUCGCAGGCUGCCAUGGCGAUGAAUGGACAUGGCAUGACGCCGUUAAAGGUAGCUGCAGAGAGCUGUAAAGCUGAUGUGGUGGAGCUGUUGAUGGGUCAUGAUGACUGCGACGCUCCCAGUCGCAUCGAAGCCUUGGAGCUGCUGGGGGCGUCUUUUGCCAAUGACCGGGAGAACUAUGACAUCCAGAAAACAUACCACUACCUUCACAUGGCCAUGACAGAGCGCUACCAUGACCCUGACAACAUCAUUGUGAAGGACUUGAUGCCACCCAUUGAAGCUUACGGGGGGCGUAGUGAGUGUAGAACGCUCCAGCAGCUGGAAGCCAUCCGGGUGGACAGGGAUGCCUUGCACAUGGAGGGGCUCAUGAUUCGGGAACGCAUCAUGGGCUCAGACAACAUUGACUUGUCACAUCCCAUCAUUUACCGAGGAGCGGUCUGUGCAGACAACAUGGAGUUUGAUCAGUGUAUCAAACUGUGGCUUCAUGCCCUUCGACUCCGGCAAAAGGGGAACCGCAACACGCACAAAGAUUUGCUGCGCUUCGCCCAGGUAUUCUCCCAGAUGGUGCACCUGAAGGAGGUGGUGUUGGCCUCGGCAGUGGAGCAGGUCCUCAGCUGCAGUGUUCUGGAGAUUCAGCGCAGCAUGGCUCGAGUUGACACAGCGGCUGAAUCCGAGCUGACGCAGGCCAUGGAAAAUUAUGAAUCCAAUAUUUUUACUUUUCUUUAUUUGGCCUGCAUCUCCACUAAGACGAACUGCAGUGAUGAGGAGCAAGCCAAGAUUAACAAGCACAUUUACGACCUGAUCCAGCUGGAUCCACGGACAAGUGAAGGCUCCUCGCUGCUCCACCUGGCCAUCAGCUCCAGCACACCUGUUGAUGAUUUUCACACCAAUGACGUGUGCAGCUUCCCUAAUGCCAAGGUGACCAAGCUGUUGCUGGACUGUGGUGCUCAGGUAAAUGCAGUGGAUAAUGAAGGAAACACUCCCCUCCACGUUAUUGUCCAGUACAAUCGACCAAUCAGUGACUUCCUCACUCUACACGCCAUCAUCAUCAACUUGGUGGAGGCCGGGGCCCACACAGAUAUGACCAACAAGCAGAAGAAGACUCCGCUGGACAAAAGUACCACAGGUGUGUCUGAGAUCCUGCUGAAGACCCAGAUGAAAAUGAGCCUUAAGUGCCUGGCAGCGCGUGCUGUCCGACAGCACCAGAUCACUUAUCGCAACCAGAUUCCCAAAACUCUGGAAGAGUUUGUGGAGUUCCACUGAACUCGGAUCAGAAAACUCCACAGAGUUAGGGCCACAUCUGUUGUUUCUUUCAAAGAAUUGAUUCACAAGGUGCUGAAAGCAGUUCACCAGUAAAGCUUUUUAAAGCAUUUAUAUGUUGAUUAAAAAAAUAUUUUUUAUAAAGGUUUUUGCAGACUUACACCUGCAGAAACAGGCUGUCCUGGUUGAUGUGCGUAGAUUUGCUUCUACGGCUCUUUUUUUUUUUUUUUGCAAUAAACCAGAGAAAUUCCCUUUAAGUUCUGCAGAGAUUUUCUGACGGUUUUGGUGAAUGUGUAUUUUUAAAAUUCAGAGAAGACAGCGGUAGUCUGUUUUAUGCUUUCAUCCUUUGCGUUAUGUCGUAUAUGCCAGGUUACUGUGAAAAGGUUGUCAGACAAAAUGAACGAGUGCCUGUGAAGAAAUGCACAGCCAGCCUAGCUUGGAUUCCCUGUAUUCAUCUAAUGAAUUGUAUUUUUUAGAAUGAAAACCAUUUUAUUGGAUUUAUUUAAAGAACUUUCUUAAUCUGCUCAGAAAAAAGAAACUUGAACAGAAUUAGGCCGUUUGGUCAAACUAUUGGACAUGUUCAAGAAAAUGGUUUUUUUUUUUUUUUUUUUUUUUUUUUACACCUAUUUGCACGAUUUUAGAUAUUUCAUUUAAAUGUCAUUUGAAACAAAGUUUUUGGUUUUCUAUUUCUCUGACUCAUCAAUGCAUUGAACAGAAUUUUAAAGAUUUUUAAGGGGUCAUUCUGUGGGGUGGCAUGAGCCAGGGGUCAGGUUUAUGACCCGGUUAUGUUUUGUAUUCUGCUCUAUGAGUGGAUGUGUGUAUUCUCUGUAAAAUCAUCCACACACACACAAUGCACCUUCUGGAUAUGCCCUGGUUAUGCAUUUAUGAGGCAUGUUGUCUCUAAAGACUUUCUCAAAGUUUUGACUGUGUUGGAAAUGUCAGACACUCCCAACCACUGUCUAAAAACACUAUUGGCAAUGACCAAAUGCCCCCUGGUGGCCAUUUUAGAAUUAGCAGCUCCUUGCAAAUGAAAUCCUUAACUUGCUGCUCUGCAUGUUUGGCAAAUUAUGGCCAUUUUUUUUAUCUUGCUAACUUUUAUGUUUGUAAAUUAUUGCAUGAGGGUGAUUGGUGCUGUAAUAUUUUUUCCCCUUGGUAUUAUUGGUAAAUUAUCAAUAAAAACCAGUUUAAGUUGA